This is a messenger RNA of Rasamsonia emersonii CBS 393.64, 918 nucleotides long. RefSeq lists its product as uncharacterized. Gene Ontology annotation, molecular function: magnesium ion binding; inorganic diphosphate phosphatase activity. Gene Ontology annotation, cellular component: nucleus; cytoplasm. The record is from RefSeq and is a predicted model, not a curated record. Bases 1 to 918 code for a protein of 305 amino acids. Gene Ontology annotation, biological process: phosphate-containing compound metabolic process. Lineage: Eukaryota; Fungi; Ascomycota; Eurotiomycetes; Eurotiales; Trichocomaceae. The transcript has 5 exons.
AUGGCUACUGCUGAUUACCACCCCCGCGUCGCCGGCCAGCCCUGGACUACCGACUUCCGCAUCUACCUCGAAGGCGACCAAAACCACGAACUCGUCUCCCCCUGGCACGACGUGCCGUUAUACACAGACGGCGGCAAAGCGGGGCAGGUAGUGAACAUGGUGGUGGAGAUUCCUCGGUUUGGGAAUGCGAAGAUGGAGAUCGCAAAAGACGAAUUCCUCACCCCCAUCAAGCAGGAUGUUAAAAAGGGUCAACUGCGCUAUGUCCCGAAUAUCUUUCCCUAUAAGGGGUAUGCGUGGAACUAUGGUGCUUUUCCGCAGACAUGGGAAGACCCCUCCCACAUCGACCCCGACACCCAAGCCCCCGGCGACGACGACCCCCUCGACGUAUGCGAAAUCGGCCGCGACGUCGGCUUCACGGGGCAAGUCAAGCCCGUCAAGGUUCUCGGCGCCCUCGCCAUCCUCGACCAGGGCGAGACGGACUGGAAGGUGAUCGCCAUCGACGUCACGGAUCCGCUGGCCGAGAAACUCGAGCACAUUGCCGACGUUGACCGCCACAUGCCGGGUUUUCUGGACUCGAUGAAGUACUGGUUCAGUGUGUAUAAGGUUCCGGAGGGGAAGCCUGAGAAUAGCGUUGCUUUGGGUGGAGAGGUUAGGGGGGAGGAAUUCGCCAUCUCCCUCAUCAACGACUGCCACGAAGCAUGGAAGACGAUCGUCUACAAUGAGGGCAAUCCCCCGCAUAAAGACUCACUAAAAGACAUCGGCGUCGUCGAACAUCGCGACCUCACCCACCGCAUCAGCCAGACUCCCCCCGUGGACACCAAGUCGCUGCAGCCGCCUGACAAGGUCAAGACGGACAGGUCGUUCUUCCUGCCGAGUUAUCAUCGCGAUGUGGGGUGGAAUGUGGCGAUGUAUGGGUAG